UAUCCCGGAAGUGAAGCUGUUUUUCUUUUACAUCAACGCUGUCAAUAUCUCAGCAGCCGGAAGAAUUCUUCAUGUCAACCGAGCAACCUUCAGGAUGACUGACGUGUUGCCAGUGGUGGUGGUCCACGGAGGGGCGGGUCACAUCCCGAAGGAGCGGUCUGAAAGGUCCACUUCGGGGGUGUGCUCAGCAGCCCGAGCGGGGUACGUUAUCCUCCAGGGAGGGGGCAGCAGCAUGGACGCUGUGGUAGGGGCUGUGACGGAGCUGGAGAAUAACCCCUCCUUCAACGCAGGCUGUGGGUCAGUGCUGAACAUCAAAGGAGAUGUGGAGAUGGAUGCCUUUGUGAUGGAUGGGAAAUCACUGGGUAGUGGUGCCGUGUCUGCUGUACGCAACAUAGCUAACCCCAUCCAGCUAGCAAGACUGGUUAUGGACAAGACGAGUCAUGUGUGUCUGACAGCAGAGGGGGCCGGUCAGUUUGCCCGGUCUAUGGGCGUCCCUGAGGUGCCCCAAGAGUCCCUCAUCACCGAGUACUCCCACAUGCGCUGGAAAAAGAACCUGGAACCUGAUGCCAACCCUGUGGAGUGCCAAAUGGGGAAGAUGGGCACGGUUGGAGCCGUGGCAGUGGAUAGCGAGGGCAACGUAGCCUGUGCAACCUCCACUGGUGGGAUCCUGAAUAAGAUGGAGGGUCGGGUGGGCGACACACCCUGCGUAGGCUGUGGAGGCUACGCUGACAACAGCUCAGGAGCAGUGUCAACUACAGGACACGGAGAAGCCAUCAUGAAGGUUAUUCUAGCCCGACUCAUCCUGUUCCACGUGGAGCAAGGUCAGUCAGUAGAGGCAGCCAGUGACUUAGGCCUGGCCUACAUGAAGUCCAGAGUGGAUGGGCUGGGCGGGGUGGUGACAGUGGACCCUCAGGGCCACUGGGCCGCUCACUUCUCCAGCCGGCAGAUGGCGUGGGCCGCAGCCCAGAAGGACACCCUACACUACGGCCUGUACACCGGGGAACACUUCACCCAGAGCAUCGAUUAGCCGCACUGACACUAAACACAACCCAUACGGCUUUCUUUGUUUUAUAAGGCUGUAAUUUUGCACUAGUGAGACAAAAAAGUACUUAAGUCACGAAUAAUCCUACUUAAUACUAAUAACAAAUCAGUAUUGAUUAAAUCUACAAUCUAAUACAGCACUAGAGCGGCACAGAGAUGUUAUUGAUUGAUUGACUGUGCAAUGUGACUCACAGAAAGGCUCUACUGAUCAGACUCCAUCAUGAAAGUAUUUCCUGCAUGCAGGCAGCUUGUGAUUUCCCUUCAGUACACACUGACAGGACGUCCUGAGGAGCUCACUGACCUUCGACCUGGAGUUGUGUCACACUGUGGGAGGUGGAUGAUCCGAUAGUGUUGACACAACAGUGACUGGACUGAGCUGAAUUUGUAUUAACAUCAAACCAACUUGUUUUAGCACAAAUCAUCAGCUUUUAGUGGAGCUGUCUCCAUAACAAACAGUUUGAAUCAUUAAAAACAAGAAAAGCCACAUUGGCAGCCAAAAUGUAACUGAGGACUGAUCCAAUAAUCUGAAAAUGUCUAUAUGAUUUUUACAGGUCUUGAUUGGAUUAAUGAAGUUUUUUUUUUUUUCACAACAAUUUGUAUUGAUCAUGCUGUAAGAACUAACCAAUACUGUUUUUCCUUCAUACUUUUUUGCCAGUAUGGAUAUAAAAUAGGUCUUAACUUGCAUUCAUAAUGGUCUUAAAAAGUCUUAAAUUGAACCAGUUGGAACCUGCAGAAACCUACUUGAAAGAUUAUACAUGAACUUUUUCUACACAGUAUUUUCAAAUUAAAUAAAAAAAAAUUUGUGUGAUUUUCAAAUUGACCUUUUGAAAGAAAUCCUUCAUUAAAGUUUUAUUAUUAGAUGAAAAAUGAGCACUUUGUAAUCAUCUUCCUGUGUAAUAAAGUAUGUAUUAUUUCAGAGUCCCUCCAGGAGAUUGUUGCUGCUUAAAAUGCCUGAUUUCACUGCAGCUGUUCUUAAAUAUUGCGACACAUGUUACAAUGUUUUUAUUUUAUUUUAUUUUUGCGGGGGAGAAAGUUAGAAUUGCAAAAAUAUUUGCGAUUAUUAUAAUUUUUUUGUGUAAUUCAUUAAAAAUCAAAGGCAACCUGCUCCAGUGAGAAUAAAAUCAAAACUAGAGAUACUGUGAAAGUGUUAAGUACAAAGUUGGAACCGGAGCCAGUAUUUGUGAAGUGCUGCUGAUCAGAUGAUGAUUGUUAAUGCUGAAGCUCUGUCUUAUAAAAACACUGAUUGUUGACAAUAAAUGGCAGUAAUCUCUGA
Messenger RNA from Morone saxatilis (striped sea-bass), 2314 nucleotides. It is a transcript of the gene asrgl1, whose product is annotated as asparaginase and isoaspartyl peptidase 1. Gene Ontology annotation, molecular function: asparaginase activity. The record is from RefSeq and is a predicted model, not a curated record. NCBI's taxonomy places the organism in Eukaryota, Metazoa, Chordata, Actinopteri, Moronidae. The coding region runs from base 95 to 1027 and encodes 310 amino acids. The transcript is spliced from 7 exons.